This is a messenger RNA of Westerdykella ornata, 1785 nucleotides long. RefSeq names its product MFS general substrate transporter. The record is from RefSeq and is a predicted model, not a curated record. The transcript is spliced from 4 exons. NCBI's taxonomy places the organism in Eukaryota, Fungi, Ascomycota, Dothideomycetes, Pleosporales, Sporormiaceae. Gene Ontology annotation, cellular component: fungal-type vacuole membrane. The coding region runs from base 1 to 1785 and encodes 594 amino acids.
AUGUCUCUCGCUGAGCGCGUCACAUCGCUCGAGGAGUACCGUCCGAGCCGUCCGGGCAGCAGAGCCGCAAGCCCGGAUAGCAAACACAAGAACUUGAGCUUCAAUCCCGUGGGAACGUGGACCGAGCCUGCGUUCGAGGAGCGAUUGGAGCCUGUGAGCGCUUUCGAAAUUCCUCGGUGGAAGCGGUUGCUUCAGGUCUUUUUCGCUGUGGUGUACUGUCUGCUCGCUGCCGGUGUCGUUUUCGGGUAUGCCGCCAUCAAGCCCGUGUUAAUCGAGGAAAAGGUAUAUCGGGAGUACUGCACGGCCGACGAGUUGGAGCAGGAUGUCUGGGUGUGCUAUAAGCAGGACUUGCGACUGAACCUCAUGUUCACAGUCGCCGCUGUUUCCACCAAUGUCGUCGCUCUUCCCGUCGGUACCAUCCUCGACCGUUUCGGACCUCGAGUUAGUGGCAUAACAGGCGCCGUCUUCAUCGCCGUAGGCACGGUUCUCUUUGCCCUAUCGCGCCAACUACCUUUCGAUGGCUACCUCCCUGGAUACUUCUUUCUGGCGUUGGGCGGGCCUUUCAUUUUCAUAUCCUCCUUCCAGCUGAGCAACACAUUCCCUCAGUACUCGGGCCUGAUCCUGGCACUCCUGACUGGAGCCUUCGACACGUCCAGUGCCAUGUUCCUCUUCUAUCGGUUGGCAUACCAGGCUACGAACGGCAAUUUUGGUUUCAAGAAGUUCUUCUUGGGCUAUCUAAUGGUUCCUGUGUAUAUCCUUAUUGUACAGGUCUUCUUCAUGCCAGCCACAUCCUACAAGACAGUUGGCGAGCUGGUUCACCAAGCAGAAGAGACAAACAAUGAAGCUCUCAUGCAUGACUCGGACGACGAGAUCUCCGACCCGGACACUGUGCGCCAACUCCGCGACGCCAGGCGGGUCCAUCGCGAUAGCAUCGUGAGCGAGAUCACCACCUUGCUGGGUACAAAGGAUGCGACGCAGCAGACGAGGGACGAACAGAAGAAGAAGAACAUAUCGGGAGUGUGGGGAGCUCUGCAUGGGCGCACGGCCGCAGAGCAGAUUCGGACGCCCUGGUUCAUCCUCAUCAUGCUCUUCACUGUGCUUCAGAUGACACGGAUCAAUUACUUCGUUGCGACUAUCCGCGCGCAGUACACCUAUCUUCUUGGAUCUUACGAUAAGGCCGUGGCGAUCAACCACUUCUUCGACGUAGCGUUGCCGCUUGGAGGCGUCCUCUCGGUCCCCUUCAUCGGCAUCCUACUCGACAACACAAGCACGACAUUCAGCAUGAGCCUCCUCGUGGUGGUUGCAACCACCAUAGGCGUUCUGGGCAUCAUUCCGCAAACCUGGGCCGCCUACGCAAACAUCUGCCUCUUCGUCAUCUACCGCCCGCUCUACUACACCGCCGUCUCUGACUAUGCCGCCAAAGUCUUCGGCUUCGCUACCUUCGGCAAAGUCUACGGCCUUAUCAUCUGCCUGGCGGGGCUCCUCAAUUUCUCCCAAACCGGCCUCGACGCCCUGACGCACAAGGCCUUCAACAACAACCCCGUCCCCGUGAACGUCAUUCUCCUGGGCUUGGGGCUGCUCGUUGGGAGUGCCCUGGUAGGCUUCGUGUAUAAGCGGAGUCAUGCGAUUCUGAGGGAAAAUGUGGAAGAGGAGGCCGAGGGCGCGAGCGAGGUCCUCAUGCCGGGCGCGGGACUGAAGGGGCAUGGUGUGCAGGCGAAUGAUUACGGGGCGAUUGGGGGGUCUGGGUCGGUAAGUCAAGAAGAGAGGGGAAGAUCAAGGGUAUGA